Molecule: messenger RNA, 3032 nt
Organism: Centruroides sculpturatus (bark scorpion)
Lineage: Eukaryota; Metazoa; Arthropoda; Arachnida; Scorpiones; Buthidae
Gene: Hr38
Product: probable nuclear hormone receptor HR38
Exons: 9
Coding region: 1075-2988 (637 amino acids)
Biological process (GO): cellular response to corticotropin-releasing hormone stimulus; regulation of transcription by RNA polymerase II
Cellular component (GO): nucleus; transcription regulator complex
Molecular function (GO): nuclear receptor activity; nuclear glucocorticoid receptor binding; zinc ion binding
Source: RefSeq, a predicted model, not a curated record
AAUAGAGGAAUUGCAUUGUUGUAAUUCAUUUAUUUGAAUUCCUAAUUAUUUAUUUUAAUUGUUCAAAAAAAAAUAUAUAUAUAACAUAAAAUGGUAAUCGACACCUUCCCCGUCAUCUGAAUAAUCGAGUUGUGAAUAGUUCAGAAAUUCCAGAAGAGGGCCGGACUCUCACCUUGACGUAAAACCCCGUGCCAACUGGAAUGUUCCCAGCAACCAAGUAAGGAAAGCUUCGCCCCUCCCAUGAUAAUCCAGUCACGUCGUCCGUACCAGCUGAUUUACAAGCCACAUCAAAAUUAUAUGGCCGAGCCCUUGCGUGUUUGAUCGAUACCGUUGCCCCUGGUUACAGACUGCUGACAUUGUGACGUCACAGAGUAUGGAUAUCGGUUAUGACGUGAAACGGGCUCCGUCCAAUAGGACUAAGAGGUUUGCGACCACUACCAGUUGAUUGGUUGGCGAGUGUGUGACAGACUUCGACUUACGUCACAGCCGGCUGCUGACGUCACGGAGAGCCACUUUUCCCCGGGAAUACGUUAACAAGAAGCUUGGGUCGAAAUAUAUACACAGACGCGGUGUAUUUUGAUGUAAUAGAAGCAGAGAGUGAAGUUGAGUGAGGACCGGAGACUUGUAGCGGAUGUAUAGUUUAUGUGUCAGCAAUCUUUCCGAUCUCCAGUGUUAUCAGACGGUACCAUCGGACACCAAGCUUAUACCGAAGUCUCCACAUUUACUGGUCGCAUCCACAGGUUGGUGUUAGCCACGUGCUAUCCAGGUCCACGGCAGAGCAAUACGUCAGUGAUGUGCUUUAUUUGUGAGGGUGUUCGGUAAUAAUACAGUAAAAAUUCGCAUGUCGUUAACGAAAUUUGGUGGUGCUUACUUUAACGACGGACUUUUUACUUGUCAACAAUUGGUUGAAAAAAAAUCGAGCUGUCCGGAAUUCCCCCGUCCACCACUUCUUCCGCUAGUGCGGGCUGCGAAUCAACAACAUCGUCUACAACUUCUGCACCACUUACAACUACAGACACCAAAGUGAGGGGAACUAUAGAAGAAGAAGAGGAAGAAGAAAAGUCCGAAACCGCCAUGCUUCUUUUACAGCCAACUGAGUCAUCGCUUUUCUCUCCUUCGACGAGUAUCAUAGGGCCGGAAUAUAGUUUAGCAUUGGGUGAAGAAACAUUUUCUGCUGAAGAAUUCAAAUUCCCAUCUUUGGACGUUGCCAUAUCUGCCGAAACGUUCUUAUCGACAGAGGGCAGCACAAGCUUUGCCGAAAUGUUCCAAUCACCCGAUUUUGGGACGACAACGGCACAAACCAGCACGGACACGGGAUCAACUAGCGCAGCGUGUACAACAACAACAACAAUAACGUCAACAACGCUGCCUAGUUUCCAAGAGAUAUAUUCACCGCGUUAUAGGAGAGACGUUACUCACACGGGUGUGUUUUCCUUCAAAUUCAAAGAGGUACGAUCCGAAGAGAGUGAACCCGUUAGCGGUGACACUUACCAGAUUAGUAUGGGUGCAUUCCCCCAAACGUCGACAUCGCCGUUUCCCCCUUUCAGCACCACGUCUGGUAGUGAAUUUUACAAAGUGGAAUGCCCGGAAUCGCCGGCUUAUAUAUCCGAAACGUCAUUUCUUACGUCGACGUUUCAAGAACAGAGCAGGAAGCCCUCCUAUCAAGAUAUAAGCUUCGGUCAACAGGUAACUUACCCACGUGCAACUUACUCUCAAGGUGAAAGCGGUAGUUUCAGUCUACCCGCUACCCCCUCCGUUACUACGCCGAUUGGAUCGUUUCCGGAAGUGACGUCACCGCUGUCGGCUCCUUCGACUUCUAGAGGAGGGAGGAGGCCAUCUUUGACCAUCACCGCUCCACUCUCGACAGAAUCAAGUGGACGUCUUCAAACUCCCACAACUCCAACUACGCCAUCUGCUACUUCUAGUUCUAGUCGAUCAUCACCUGGAGGAGAUUCCACACCAUCUCCGUCUCAGUUAUGUGCAGUGUGUGGGGAUAACGCUGCUUGUCAGCAUUACGGUGUACGCACAUGUGAAGGUUGUAAAGGUUUCUUUAAACGUACGGUUCAAAAAGGUGCAAAAUACGUGUGUCUGGGCAAUAAAGAUUGCCCCGUGGAUAAGCGCCGACGUAACCGUUGCCAAUUCUGUCGGUUUCAGAAAUGCCUUGCAGUUGGAAUGGUGAAAGAAGUUGUAAGAACUGAUAAUUUGAAAGGAAGAAGAGGAAGACUUCCUUCCAAACCAAAAUCACCACAAGAAUCCCCUCCUUCUCCACCUAUUAGUUUGAUAACUGCUUUAGUUCGAGCUCAUGUUGAUAAUACUCCUGACAUUGCCAAUUUGGAUUAUUCCCAAUAUAAGGAACCAGUACCUGGUAAAGAAUCCCCAACAACUGAAGCAGAAAAGGUUCAACAAUUUUAUAAUCUUCUGACUUCAUCCAUUGAUGUCAUACGAAUGUUUGCAGAAAAAAUUCCUGGCUUCCUUGAAUUAGAUAAAGAUGAUCAAGAACUUUUAUUUCAAUCUGCUAGUCUGGAAAUGUUUGCUUUACGUUUAGCUUACAGGAUCAAACCUGAUGAUGAAAACUUUAUUUUCUGCAAUGGUAUUGUACUUCACAGGGAACAGGGUCAACGAAGUUUUGGAGAAUGGAUGACAGCAAUUUUAGAUUUUUCACGUAGUUUACAUAAUAUGGAACUAGAUAUAUCUGCAUUUGCCUGCCUGUGUGCCUUGACAUUAGUGACAGAGCGGCAUGGCUUAAAAGAUCCUCAAAAAGUUGAACAACUACAGAUGAAAAUUAUUGGUUCUUUACGUGAUCAUGUGACUUACAACAGUGAAGCCCAAAAGAAACCAUAUUACUUCUCUCGCAUCUUAGCAAAAUUACCUGAGCUUCGUACACUAAGUAUGCAAGGUCUGCAACGCAUCUUCUAUGUGAAGCUCGAAGAUUUGUAUCCUGCUCCCCCACUCAUUGAAAAUAUGUUUGUAUCAAGUCUCCCAUUUUGAAAUCAAUAUUCAUAAACUAUUUAAAGUAGCUUGAAAGCUGCUAG